Molecule: messenger RNA, 2642 nt
Organism: Seriola dumerili (greater amberjack)
Lineage: Eukaryota; Metazoa; Chordata; Actinopteri; Carangiformes; Carangidae
Product: RNA-binding protein 4B-like
Exons: 4
Coding region: 153-1175 (340 amino acids)
Biological process (GO): mRNA splicing, via spliceosome
Cellular component (GO): nuclear speck
Molecular function (GO): mRNA binding
Source: RefSeq, a predicted model, not a curated record
CCAAUCACAGUCCGUACGUUUUGAGCGACGCGUCCAUCCACCAAUCAGAAACCUAUCUGCGCGCGUAACGUCAGCACGUAUUUACUAUUUGUCAGAUUUGGACUUUCGACUCCGUGGUGGCGCCUCUAAAAGUAAGAAUACGCUGGACAACAAUGGUGAAGAUUUUCAUUGGUAACCUCUCUCAGCACGCUGGGAAGGAUGAAGUUGAGGCUCUGUUUACCCAGUAUGGCAAAGUGACAGAAUGUGCCAAGUACAAAAACUAUGCUUUUGUCCAUAUGGAAGACCGCAAAUCUGCUACCAAAGCCAUCCGUGAGCUCCAUCUGUAUAAGUUGAGUGGUAGGCCCAUCAAUGUGGAGCUGAGCAGAGGGAAGAACCAGUCCCCCCCUGUUAAGCUCCACAUUGCCAAUGUAGAAAAGGGAUCUGAUGAAGAGCUCCGCGCUCUCUUUGAAGAGUACGGCACAGUCACAGAGUGCUCCAUUGUCAAGAACUUUGCCUUUGUGCACAUGGCCAAUCAUGAGGAGGCCAUGGAUGCCAUAAAAGGCCUGGACAACACAGAGUUUCAAGGAAGUCGCAUACAUGUUCAGAUAUCAAAAAGCAGACCCAGAGGGGAACCCGAGGAGGAGGACUAUCCACCUCCGCCAGGCAGAGGAGGCUAUUAUCCUCCUCGCUACCCAGGGGAGAGGCCUGAGCCUCCCUACAGAGGCCACAUGUCCGCUUACCCUCCUCCGCCUCCGCCACCCCCUCCUCCGAGACGGGCACUCUAUCCUGCGCGUGGCUAUGGCGAACGAGACAGCUACGGGCUGGUUGAUUACUAUGAGAAAUACAGAGCCCGUCCUUACAGUGCCGAGGGCUAUGAUGAUAGGCGUGCCAUCCCCCCUCCUCCUCCUCCUCCCUCAGCACUGGUUAGAGAACGUCUUGGAAUGGGGUCCCUUGACCCAUAUGAACGCCGCCCGCUUCCACACGCUCCUCCAUCCUACAUGGUCAGGGACCGAAGCCCCAUCAGACGAGCCCCCCUUCCACCUGCUCCGUCAGCCGGUAACGGGUACUCCUAUGAGCGGUCCCGGCUCUCUCCAAUGUCCAGAGUUCCAAUGUAUGCAGCAGCUCCCCGCCCCAGGGACUCCUUUUCGGACAGAGUGCCGCCGCCGCCACCACCACCUCGCUAUGCAGGCUAUUAGGCACCCGAGUGUAAUAGAAGGUUUAGAAUAUGACAAGAUCGUCGUCGUCUGCUGAUGCAUGUGGUGCUAUACACCCUCCUUGUCUAUGGCGGAUUGCGUCGCGUUCGCCUGAGACUUACUGGAAGAUUCUGUAUUGCGGAGAGCCCCGUACUUUAAAACAUAGGAUUCCAUGUCUACAGUUCACGUAUUCAUCUGAGCUGUUUAUGCCUUUUCUGUUCCUCUGCUUGAUUUACUGUUUAAAGUGUUUUUCAGAAUAGGAUGCUGGUUUAGGUGCCUUAAUCUACUCCAGUGUGAUGCAGUGCUGCAAAACUUAGUCUUUCUAAAUGAAUAAGGCCUCUGGGAAACUGAUAUAAUAUUAUAACAAGGGAAGAUCAUUGUGUUCAGACUAAGGUUGGUGGGUGAUCACAAAAUGUUCAUCAAAAUCAGUUUAAAAAAUCAGUGUAGAAGUGCUUUAAUAUAAUCCUUGGUGUGGCAGGUUGUACAAUAAUCUCUUAAGAUUUGCGACAUAUGUUAGCAUGACAAAUCAAAAGUUUCAGUGUGGUUUUGUUCUUUUUACACUUUGUGUUUAUCUUUUCUUGCGAAAACAGAAUCUAUAGCACCGUUAUGUAUGAUUUUUAUUCACUUCACAAGUUGCUUUUUAUUUGAAAGCUUUUUAAAUAAACGACUGAAACCAAAAAUGGCGUUUUAACUGUCAAAUUAUUCCACCCUGGGUAGGCCUUUUUAGCCCAAACACUUUAUUCUCCAGAUCAGUUAUAUCUAGUAAUACCCAGGCGUUUGACUCAUAACACGCUUUCAGUUUAAUUCUCCACACCCUUGAGUUAUCAGCUUGACACAUGGUAGGUGAUGCUCUCUGUCCUGUUCAUUGCAAGUGAAAAUGAUUGAAAAUGUGUGUUUUUAAAAUUCUUGUUUGCGAAACAACGCUGAAAUCUUGUGUUGAUGCGUGUUCAUCUGAGCUCUCGUAAUCUCCACGACUUGAUGGAGGUUAAAUUGAUCACUGUUUAAGGCAUUGUCAGUGUAAAAUGCAUGUAUGCAAACUCAAAUAUGAACAAAAAGUUAACUUUGCUCCUGCCUUCCCCUUGGAAGACCCUAAAAGUUAAUACAGGAAACCCAGGAGUAACCAAACCGUCAAGUUUACUUCUAUUUCCUAUAUUCUCCUGUGGCUACACAGACGUAUUUAAACUGCGUCCAUCGGCUGCUGUGCGUAGUCCCCUGUUCCUGUCCCUCAGCGUCUGCAUUUCCUACCUUGUGUCGAGCCAAUCGGAGUGGUUUCCUAGAAGUAGAACACUCACUGCGCUGGCCCAUGUUUCUGUCGUCUUGCGACGAUUGUUCUGAAGUCUUGAUUUGCAUUCUUCAUUUCUCUAUCACAUUAUGUAUUGGUCACACUUUGCAUUACUGCUUUAACUCUCAACAUUUAUAACCUGCGUAUAUGUAUCACAAAUUGCAUGCAGGCUUGGUAUUCUUAGUAUU